Fonsecaea nubica is the source of this 519-nucleotide messenger RNA. RefSeq lists its product as hypothetical. The transcript has a single exon. The record is from RefSeq and is a predicted model, not a curated record. NCBI's taxonomy places the organism in Eukaryota, Fungi, Ascomycota, Eurotiomycetes, Chaetothyriales, Herpotrichiellaceae. The coding region runs from base 1 to 519 and encodes 172 amino acids.
AUGGCAGCCGGCGAUCCAGGCUCUAUCCGCUCUCAAUUGAUUGGCGCAUGGGAGUUGAUUGAAUACUACGCCUACCUGCCCCAUGAUGAAUCAAACAGAGUCUAUCCAAUGGGCCAGGAUGCAAAGGGCAUCAUCAUGUACACCCCCGAUGGCUACAUGUCGGCCCAACUCCAGACGCCAGGACAGAAGCCCUUUGGAGAGUGGGCAGGGCGCAAGACCGGCUCAGAUGCCGACUGGGCGGCCGUUGGACGAAACUAUGUCGCAUAUACGGGUGCGUUCUAUCUGGACGAACGCGGUGACGCCAAAGGACGGCCGAUUUUGAAGCACAACAUGAGGUACUCGAACCUGCCGUAUCUGGUCGGUGACAUCCAGAGGAGGAUCAUGAGAUUUGUCGACGAGAGCGAUGGCAAAUACCUGGAGUUGAGCUUGGACGAUCCCGCCAAGUUCGAGGGUGAGGACCGUAUGAUUCGGGUGAGAUGGCGAAGGCUGCCUUUGAAUCAAGCAUCGACACCUCCGUGA